Aspergillus campestris IBT 28561 is the source of this 2729-nucleotide messenger RNA. RefSeq lists its product as uncharacterized. Gene Ontology annotation, molecular function: oxidoreductase activity; copper ion binding. NCBI's taxonomy places the organism in Eukaryota, Fungi, Ascomycota, Eurotiomycetes, Eurotiales, Aspergillaceae. The record is from RefSeq and is a predicted model, not a curated record. The coding region runs from base 278 to 2323 and encodes 681 amino acids. The transcript is spliced from 8 exons.
AAGUCAGCCUUUCAGCCCUACUGCAACAAAACGAGUCGUUCCGCAGCGGUCCGAGAUAAUCGAAACAGACCGUCUAUAAGGUAUGGCCAGAUGCCUGGAGAGUUCCGGGGUGUAUUUCCUUCCGUAUGCAGAACGAUCCUUGAAAGUGUACUUGUCAUUUGUCUAUGUCAUGGACCCAUGCUCUGUUAGCCCGUCAUCAUAUAACUCCCUAACACUACUCCGGCGGAGCAUCAGAACGCUAGCCUAAACACCCAUUUUCCAAGAGAAGGCUUCCACGAUGCUUCUAUCGGGGUAUUUCAUAACGAUCAUAAACUAUCUCGGUCUUCAAUACCCUCUGGGCCCCCAGCUAGAUGUACCGGCACCGAUUGAAGGCCAUGUGAAGCCUCACCUCGAGCAGUUUGAACCCUGGGUACCACCCGGCGCUAUGCCGGACCCUGGAGAUCCAGAUAGCGAGCCUAUCAAGUGCGAUUACAGGGCAAUGGUGGCGGAUGGGUAUCUCCCCUCGCGCCCAGAGGGGAAUCAUGAAUGGAUUCCGCAUAAAGAUGACCCAAACCUUCAAUACAACAUCACCACCGAUUAUGAUACUCGCACUCCCAUUGGCACGACAAGAGAAUAUCACAUCACCGUCACUGAAAGUGAUGUCCAGGUAUGGGACGGGAGAAAAAUUCGCAGCAGGCCACUUGCCGAUGGAAGAUAUCCAGGCCCGUGGAUCCAGGCUUGCUGGGGGGAUAAACUCAAAAUCACUGUCCACAACAACUUGACGGAGGUCAAAAAUGGGACUGCAAUCCAUUUCCAUGGGCUUAGACUUCUGAACAGCAACCUUGUUGACGGGGUACCCGGGGUUACGCAGUGCCCAGUCGCCCCCGGAGACUCUUACACGUACAUCUUCAAUGCCACCCAGUAUGGCACGUCAUGGUACCAUAGCCACUACAGUCUGCAGUACUCGGAUGGCUUGCUCGGUCCGUUGACUAUUCACGGACCGACAUCCGCAAGAUACGAUGAACCACUGUACCCUCUUGUAUUGUCUGACCACAAUCACCGGAGCGCCUUCCAAGAAUACUAUAUAGAGCAAUUUGGCCCGCCUUUUCCCAACCAAGAGAGCAUUCUCAUCAACGAUCAUGGGAGUUUUGCUGGACAAUUCCCUGAUAACCAGUACACACAACCUGUGCAGGGAGGGAAAAGAUAUUCACUCAUGCUUAUCAACGCCGCCACGGAUACCACGUUCGUUUUCGGCAUCGAUGGGCAUACCGUGACUGUCAUCGGCAUUGAUUUAGUGGCGGUCCAACCGUUUGAGACUAACCAUGUCCGCCUUGGAAAUGGUCAGCGAUAUCACGUUAUCCUUGAAGCAAGGGAAGAUGUCCCAGACGGAUCAUCCUUCUGGAUCCGAACAUAUCCAGCGGAAGGCUGCAAUGGUUUCCGUCCUCGGGCACCCGACGCGAGACAGGGGAUUCUCUGGUACUCGUCAGGAAAUGAAACCUCGCCGCCUGUACCAGAGACUAGCCCUAUGAACUACACCAUUGAGUGUAAAGACAUGGUGCAUUAUAAACCCAUGGUCCAAUGGACCGUCCCCGCGAUCCCUCAGCUCGGUGACGGCAGUGUAUAUGACAUCAUCGACACUACUCUCAGUGUCUGGCAGUGGGAUCUUACCAAGGACACUAACUCUGCUCCCGAUGACAAGGUAUGGUCCUGGAAAAUUCUAAAGGAUCAUGCCCGGGUGGACUACAAAAAGCCGUCAGUGGAUCAUGUGGACGAACUCGAACCUGAUACUUGGGACCACACUGCGGUUAUAGACUCAAAGCCAAUUAAGGAUGGCGAGGACGUUUGGAACUACAUGUUGAUUGUUGGAGGGAGAGCUGAAAAACAGGUUGGUGGAGGCAUUGUUGUACCACCCGCCUAUCAUCCCAUCCAUCUGCAUGGCCAUGACUUCGUCGUCCUCAAGAAUUCCUCCACCCCAUAUCAGGGCUACGGUUCACUAGAGGACCUCCAACUCGACAAUCCCUUGCGGCGCGAUACCGUCCUCCUGCCCAACAAUGGCUAUUUAGUGAUUGCCUGGAAGUCCGACAACCCCGGCGUAUGGGCAUUGCACUGCCAUAUCGCCUGGCAUGCCUCUGAUGGCUUAGCUCUGCAGAUUGUCGAAGGGAGAGAGAAGCUCAAGAAACAACUCGAUCUCGAGAAUAUCUCCAAUCUAUCCCCCGACGAGGCCUUCUUGGCGCAGCAAUAUCAGACUACCUGCAGCAACUGGGGCAUAUGGCAGGAUAAUCGGAUCGGAGAAUUGAAUGACGCGAACUCUACGGAGCGUUUCCAGGACGACUCGGGAAUUUGAUUGGCCUGGAAAUGGCCUGGAAAUGUCCCCAGAACAUGGACGGCAUGACAUGAUGAAGUCUGUAAGGAAAUAACCUGUCGCAAUAUAAGAUUGGCUACAAAAUGGCACCCCACAGAGCUCAGAAGUGUCUAGGUGUCUUUUGUAGCUGAGUGGGAUUCUUUGCCACAUAAAUCAAUUCAAUGAUUGAAUCGAAACAUGAGUUGGCUUUAUUACAUGUCACGUUUAAAUUAGUGGAUUCCUCCAGUCGAGCAUCCCUACAGUCUGGGAUAUCCAUCGUCCAGCUUCCCAUAUUCAAUGUAUAAAAUAUUGUACUAUUCCCAGGGAGCGUGUUCCAAUUCAGGCACAUAUUGUACGUGCACAUGCUGCCCUUUUAUUCAACAUACGGUGUCAAUACAUUGAUGCGGAC